AUGACUGUAAAUUACAGUCUGCAACUUUCAAAUUCAAAGCCGUGGGCACUUUUUAGAAUCCUUCUGAAAUGGCAUGGAAGCAUAUGGAAACUUGUCUUGAUUGAAUUCUUCAUAUUUUUGCUAUCAUUUUUAUUAAUAAACAUUCUUCUCAACAAUGUUCUCUCCAAAAGCAUGCAGAAGUGUGUUUUUCUAAAAACCUUAAAAAUGAUACCUAUUGAAUUUAUGCUGGGAUUUUUCGUCCAAGCAAUUAUUACACGCUGGCAAAAAAUGAUUCAAAAUAUUGGUUUCAUUGAUAGGUUCGUUUCAUUGUAUUUAUUUUAUAAUUAUGUUCGUGGUAACACGGAUUAUAGCCGCAUGCUACGACGUAAUAUUGUACGUUAUAUUUGUUUAGCUCAAGUACUUGCAUCCCGAAAUAUUAGUACAGCUGUUCGAAAACGUUUCCCCACCAUCGAAUCUAUUGCUGAAGCUGGUAAGAAUAUUAUUUUGAGGUGCAUACAAUCAUUUCUAUAUAAUAACCUAACUUUAAAUAGUGAUUUGGGGUCAAAACUUUGGAUACCCGUUCAGUGGGCACUUUCAAUAGUUUAUCGAGCUCGUCAAGAACAACUCAUUGAAAGUGACUACUUUUGUGACCGUAUCUGUGAGGAGAUUAGAAAUUUUCGAAAUAGCUUGGGAACUUUAUGCAAAUUUGAUUGGGUACCAUUGCCGCUAGCAUAUCCACAAUUAGUGUAUCUUGCUGUGCAUGUUCACUUCUUGAUUACUGUUAUUUCAAGACAAGUAAUCAUAGAAGAUGAUAAAGCACAUAUAAUCAAUAUUACUACAAAAGUUACCGUACAGUUUUUCUUCUACAUGGCAUGGACAAAAGUAGCAAUGGUACUUAUUAAUCCGUUUGGUGAAGAUGACGACGAUUUUGAGACAAAUGCGCUCAUCGACCGCAACUUCAAAUUUGGUAUGAGAAUAGCAGAUGUGACAACUAAUGAUACACCAUGGCAAUUGAAAGACUCAUUCUGGAAUCAUGACGUUGAAUCUCUGUGCAACGAGGAAUCAUCAAAAGCCAAUCAAGACGGUUCAAUGGGUUCAACAGUAAGAUUUCGGUAA
Molecule: messenger RNA, 1095 nt
Organism: Thelazia callipaeda (thelaziosis nematode)
Lineage: Eukaryota; Metazoa; Nematoda; Chromadorea; Rhabditida; Thelaziidae
Source: the annotation of a GenBank genome assembly